GGCUCUUUCCCGUUCUCUCUCCCGGCCUUUGCUCUGCCAGCUGUUCUGCCCCGAUGGCGAAUACAACGCCAUGGCCGCCGCCUUUUUCAACACGCCCGAAAAGAGCGUCGUACGUCUCUUCCACGACCCCCCAGGCACCUAUGACCCCAUGACUUUGGGGACAUUCACCUUGAUCUAUUUCUUCCUGGCUUGCUGGACGUACGGGUUGACGGUGUCGGCUGGCGUCUUCAUCCCCUCUUUGCUCAUAGGAGGCGCCUGGGGGCGCCUGUUUGGCAUUUUGCUCGCCUCCACUACUAGCGGCUGGAUCUGGGCAGACCCGGGGAAAUACGCCUUGAUGGGAGCUGCAGCACAGCUCGGUGAGUGAGGAGGAACUUGGGCGGGGGGGGAGG
Pogona vitticeps (central bearded dragon) is the source of this 389-nucleotide messenger RNA. The record is from RefSeq and is a predicted model, not a curated record. NCBI's taxonomy places the organism in Eukaryota, Metazoa, Chordata, Lepidosauria, Squamata, Agamidae.